Molecule: messenger RNA, 34824 nt
Organism: Symphalangus syndactylus (siamang)
Lineage: Eukaryota; Metazoa; Chordata; Mammalia; Primates; Hylobatidae
Gene: ZBTB20
Product: zinc finger and BTB domain containing 20
Biological process (GO): regulation of transcription by RNA polymerase II
Molecular function (GO): RNA polymerase II cis-regulatory region sequence-specific DNA binding; DNA-binding transcription factor activity, RNA polymerase II-specific; protein binding
Source: RefSeq, a predicted model, not a curated record
CUCAGGGAUCUCGAACUAGAAAUACCAUUUGACCCAGCCAUCCCAUUACUGGGUAUAUGCCCAAAGGACUAUAAAUCAUGCUGCUAUAAAGACACAUGCACACGUAUGUUUAUUGCGGCACUAUUCACAACAUCUCACAUUUCUAGAACAUCCACUGCCAGGUUUCCUUCUUACCUUUUGCCCUUUAAUUCCUGGGUUCGGAGUUGUGAGCAGAUUUUUAUAGUUGGUGGACAGAUUUCAUUUGUUUUGAUAAGAAGCUUUACCAACAUAGCAUUCCCAAAACAUGCCCCCAAACAACAUCACAUGCUGAAUUAAAAUAGAUGAAGUGAUUAGCUGGAUAAAUGUGCGUGUGUUUCCUUUUUAAAAACAAAAUAAAGUCAAAUAAUUUAUAUGAAACAAACAAAAAACAACUUUUCUAGCAGUCUGAAUGAAUUCAGGUUGUUUCACAUAAUGGCUUUCUGAAACCAUUUUUUGUAUAGUAAUUUUGACCAGCACAUCCACCUAUUCCCUACCCCACUUGCUCUUUUGCUUUCCAAAUGUUGAAUGAGUGUAAUUCCUUAAUAUAAAAAUAAUUGUGUUCUUAUAACCCAUUCAAAAUAUACCUAUGGAUAUGAAGAUGUGGUAGGGCCUAUACACAAUAGUUUCACUCAUAUCACCUUAGCCUGAAAAUACAUGAAUAAAAAACAUUUUUAGAAAUUAUUUUUCUGGUAUGUUGAAAGAAACUUUAUGGUGUGGUACAAAAAGGAUUUCCUGGGGAAUCAGGAGGUAUUAAUCAAUACCAAAAAGGAUUUAAAGUGGUUAAAUCUGGAGGUCUGGUUUUUUGUUCUGACUUUGUGACUUUGAGUAAAUCAUGAUCUCUCUGUCCCUCAGUUUCCUUCCUGUAAAAUGAGGGGAAAGCUUUUAAAAAUAUUUUUUCAUCUUAAAGGCUGUGUGAUUUUAAGUAGCUAUAUAUGUAGAUAAUCUUGCUUGCAUUUUCUAUCUAAAAGUCACAAAUAAAUGGAGAAAAGUUAGGGUGGGUAAUAAGGGAAGAAUAACGGACAUUUAUGUGGCUUGAGAGAGCACAGGCACUUUAAUUUUGUGAUGAGUUUUCUUAGCUUAACUACAUAUCAUAAUGUAUUAUUGAGUCUGUUUAAUGAUUGAACGAAUGCCAUAAACCAGGAAUUGUCAUUUGUCAGACAAACUGACUUCAUAGCCUAUGGGUGAUUUGGUAAAAGGGCUGUUUUUAACGGAAUGAAGUGCAACAUGGUUACUAUGGCUCCACUCCUCUCCACUGGCCACUAGAUGGAGAGGCGAUCCGUGUCCACUGCCUUGCCAAUAGCAAGCAGUUCCCUUCUGACUUCCUAAUGGCAAAGCUGCACUCUAUGCCUUUGGACAUUUCUAUGAAUACACACAUGACAUUUUGGAGAAGUCAUCAGAGAAUAUGUCCUAUUUCUAUAUAGGCAUGAUAUGAUAUUCAUGAAAUGCAAAAUACUCCUCUUUAGGCCAGUGUUAAUGUUGGUAGACCCAGUCGGCCAGUAUUACAACGGUGGUGUUAGUUGUCACAAUAGGGUCUAUUCUGCCUCUUACAAAUUUGUCCAUUUAGAAAGGACCCUGAAAUGAAUGUCAGCACGACAGUGCCACCUUGUGUCCCUGUUGCUGUGCAAGUAACUGAUGCAUGAGUUAGUGAAAAAAACAAACAACACCAAAAAAACAGGACAUUUGCAAAAAAUUGGCAAAUCGUUUCAGGCCCUGAUUUCAUAGUAGCUGUACCAAAAUUCUAUAAUAUGUUUUAGUCUUUGAAAUUUCUUAUUACCCAAGAAAAACGUAGGAUGUGUGCACUUUAUUACUUUUCUCCUACCAGGGUAUAUAAAAAAUUCUUUAACAAUUCUAGGCAUAAACAGGGAUGUAUUUAAUUUAGAAUUGGAAAUGGAGAAGACAGGGAUUGUCAGAGAUACUCACUUAAGCUCGGUCAUUUCAGGCACCGAGGUGCUCCUUCUCUCACAUUCCCACAGCAACUUUUAUAUGCAUAACUUGGCAAUAUCACCUCUCACAUUGUAUUGCCAUUGUUUGUAAGCACAUCUUCCAACUAAACCUUGAGCUUCUUGAGAAUAGUGUCUGUGUCUUAUUCAUCCUCCAGAACCUUCUAUUGGCAUUCAGCACGCAGCUAUGCAAAUAUUUGAGGUCUAAACAAAUGAUUAUGUCUAGCUGGUUUAUAACAUUCUCAUAUAUAUAUAUAUAUAUGUAUUAUAUAUGUGUGUGUUAUAUUUAUGUAUAUAUAAAAUACACAUUUCUUUGUUGUAAAUAUGUUUGGAGCCUUUUUACUUUGGAAAAACAGCUUCUGAUACCACUUCCUGCCUAAACAUCCCUUUAUAAAUUACCUUCUUCCUUUUAUAUUAAAAUGACCAUUUUCUCUUUUUGAUUAUGAAAACAAGGCAUUGCCUAUUCACAAGUGUGUAUUGUAAUUGACUUUGAUGUAAAGAUAUUUUUUAAUUCUAGCUUUACAACAAAUUUGCUAUUAUUUGGGGUAACAUACUUAAGUUUUUUUAGGUCUACUUCCUACAUAUAAAAUGAGUGGACUGGACUAGUUGAUUUGACAGGAUUUUCGUAGGGAUUGGGCAAAUGUUAGUAUUAUUCUAGCUGUAUAUUUAGUUGUACUUUUUAAAGUACCAUCAUAGUUGAAAAUGAGAUUGCUAGCCUUUGAAAGUACUAUUUGAUAUUUCAUGUUUUAGAAGAGGAAACUGAGGCAAAGGGGCUUAUAGGGGAAUGAAUUGCAAGUAGGCAGGGUAAAUAGUAUUAUAAUGGAUGAGUAUUCAAUUUUUUUAUUUGUUUUUCACUUUUUUGUUCAUUUGUUUUUGGUUAAUUGAGCUCCACUCUCCUUCUAUUCUUUAACCAUAUAAUAAAUAAAGUGCAAUGAACUUAUAUAGUAAGAUGAACCCACAGGUUGGUAGAGGACUAUGGCCUACUUGCAGUUCAGAGACUCUCAUGCUAUUUUGAGUUUGAUUCAUAGCACUUAAAAAUGAAUCCUAAGUUUUAAAUUUCACACAGUUUUGCAUGAAAUUUACAUCUAGAGGUUUCAGUCCAUGUAUCACCAUAAAUACCAGCAAACUUAUGACUGGGCAAGUUGCACAAACUUUUUAAGAGUUUUCUUAUUGGCAGAAAUGUGAUAAUAUGUAUUACCUUUCCUAUCUACCUCACAAGGUUAUUGUAAGGAUUAAUUAAGUUAAUAUAUAUGAAGUUUCUUUAUAAAUAGUAAAGUAGUAUACAAAUAUUAUUUAUUGGCAUUACUGCUCUAAUUAAAGAAGGAAUGGAUAAUAAAAAACUAAGUCAAAGCAAAACACAAAUUUAAGAAACACUGAAAUGCAUGGUGUUUCCUAGGUGAUAUACUUUUCUGUGCUGGUAGACCCUCUGUAGAUGACUUAAAAUGUUAUCUCUAUUUGCCGUUUUGAUUUUGAAACCUGUAAUAAUAAUGAUAAUGCUUACCCUAAAACUAAUAUUUUCUUUAGAUAAAAUUUUUACCCAUCAUUCAUAAAUUUUGACAGUAAUGUUUAUUUAAAAAUAGAGGGAAAAAUGUUUAAAUAACCAAAUAUGAAAAAAAUUCUUUUCAAUAUUAUCUUACUAUAUUCUAGUCCAGUGGUUCUCAAACUUUAGUUUACGUAAGAUAUUCGUCGGAUUUUUGUUAAAAUUCAAAUUUCUGAGCUCCAUUAUUAAUGGGUAUGGAAUGGAACUCAGGCAUCCUGAGUUGUAGCUGGCCCACAUACUUCAGAAAACUCGACUUUAGUUGAUUAUUAUAUGUUGUAAUCAUCCAAGGGCUUUUAAAAUACACAGAUUCCUAGGUUCUACUCCCACAUAUCUAAAAUUGGAGUCUCUAGACUGGUAUUUGGGCAACUACAUUUUGCAAAAACUACCCCAAAGAUCCUAAUAAUAUUGCAAGGUUUGAGAAUCAUUACUCUUGUUUCUAGGGUAUACUGUUAAAAUAUAUUUACUUUCACGCCUGAAUUUAUCCUCAUCUCUUACAUUAUUCCUUAACUAAACAUAAUCUUACUUUAUGUGGGAGGCCAGAGUUGAUACUGCUAUAUAAGAAAAGUUUAGGCUUGAAAACCGAUUAGAACUCUUGUCCUAUAAUGCCAAAAUUAAGGAAGCAAGGUAUUACUAAGCACCUUUCACACAAACUGUUUAAUUUAAUCUUUGCAUACAACAACUUUGUUGCAUACACUGGUUUUCUGCCUAUGUUUUAGAUGAAAAAACUGAAGCUUACAGAAAAAAUUGCCAAAUUCACACAGCUGCUAAGAGUCAAAGCCAAGAUUUAGUCUCUGUUCUUUCUAUUACAUCCUAUUAUAUUUUUUCCUCAUUCAGUAAAUCUUUACCAGGUUCCCAUUGUGUUAAAUGAUAAUGUCUAACUUUUGGCACCACAUUAGCCCCUGACAUGUUAUCAUAAUUGUUGCUUAGACCAUGUAAAUUGAGUUUUGAAAAAAUUUUUCUAUUGAAAAAUGGUUUUUAGCUGGAUGUAGAAUUCGUGGGUUCUCAAUGGUCAGAAGGGGUCUAAAUUGUAGUGAUAAUUAUAGUUAAUGAAUUGUUAAGGAACUUUGCCUGUGGGAUCUCUUUUAACUACCAUGCCUUUGCUAUGAAGUAUUUCUUAACCCUACUUAAAGAUGAGGAAAGAAAGAUUUAGAAUGGUUAAGUGGUUUACUGAAGAUUGCAGAUCUAGUAAGUGGCAGAACUGGGAUUGAAUUCUGGUUCACUCUAAUUUUCACAGCAAAGUUAACCAUUAGUAUAUACAAUUUCUGACUCUGCUUUGCAGUUAACUCUUCAGAAUCAGGCUGUUCUUCCAUUUGUUGAGCCACUAAAUGCUAACUAAACUUUGUGGGAUUUAAGUUUGUUUCCUUUGUAGGGAACAAACCAUUUAGCCACACUUAAUCAGUCCAGUAAUUUCUUAAAUCUUGUAAAGUUUGGAAUUAAUAAUGCAUAAUCCUCUAGGGAAAUCAGUUGAAGUGAAUAAUCUUUUGUUUAUAUUUAUAUUUGAGAGUUAAAACUCUUGGAUGGGACAGCUUAUUUGAAGGAAAAUUCCAAUUUUACCUAUUAUGACACGCUGUGAAACACAACAAUUUCAUGGCAUAUCCAUUGUUAUUGGUCUUAAAAUAUUUGGUUUGCAUUUAAAUGUCAAUGAAAGCGUUAACAGCAUCAAUGCCUCAGUGCUUCAUAAAAUCUAAAAACUGACUCGAGCAUUUCUGAUGUUCUUGUCUGAAAAAAACAAUGCCUUAUAGUAUAAAAUGAUAGCAUAUGUAUGCAAACUUGUACAAUUUCUCACUUAUCCUGUAUGGAUAGCUAAAAAUGUAAUUUUUAUAUUUUUUUAAUAUUUAAUAAUAUGCAAAUUAUUGAUAUGCAAUAAAAUGCAGUAAGGGCAGUCACAAUUUAAAAGAGCUCUGAAAUAUAUCCUUUAGGUGUGAAAAUGAUCAUGAUUUUAUAAAUUUAGAUAUGUGUACACUUUUGGGAUAUUCUUAACACCUCUCUAUGUAUUAAAAGAUUCAUUGUUUUAAAAAGAAGACCCACAAAAUCACUAACUGGGGAUAUGGUCUUGUCUUUAGCAGACUUUCAAGUUUAUUGGAAAUUUGGGGUUAUAUUUCAAUUUUCUUCUCUAAGAUUGGUCUUUUCUCAAAUGGCAUUCUUUUAGAAUACUGUCAGAGAAGAGAGAAUAAUGAAAACCCAAAGUGCAGAACUUUACCUAUACUCCUUUUUCAGAUGCAGAAAUUAAAACUUAAUUUUGUAGAAAGUCCCAUUUAGCAGCAGAGCAUGAAUUGGAAAAUUUGGUCAGCGAUUUAUUUAGGCUCCACAGGAAAAAUCCUGUAGGGCAUUUUUUGAAUAUCCUAAAUUUAUUUUGAUUUGAGACCAGCUUACAGGGCAUGUCUAUCUUAAAACAGUUCUCCAUUUUCCUGAGAAAAAUUCCAGUGGAGCUAGUUGUGGGAGGUAGUAUCCCAACAAUGAACCUUUUGGGGCCAAAUAAGCACUUUAACACAACUUACUCCAUCCCUUUCCUUAAACCAAAGUCUGUCUUGCCCACUGGGCAUGUUUAACUUUGACUGCUAAUUUUAUUUCCCUGCAGAGGCAAAGGAGACAGGAAAAAGGAGGGAAAAUAACUGAUGGCAUGUGGGUGAGGUUUUGGCCAGGAAAUAAUUUUUAAAAGAUCCUAGCCAGUAUAGGGAUGCAGGAAGCAGUUGGUGCCUGAAACUGUAUUACCCUUGCAUCACAGAUUAAGAAGUAAGAGCCAGUUGAAGUUAAAUAACUUGCCUACAGUUACACAGCAGUUUUCAGCAUUGGUGUUGGUACUGGGAACCAGGUUAUUCAUUGCUCCAGUGAGGAAAUUGGACAAUCCAGUUUUUUUGUUGAUAAAGAUGCUCUCCUAAUAUCUCUACUCACCUUUUCUUUCCUUCUCUUCUUUGGCUACUGUCUUUUAACAUCCAAAAAAGUAUUCUGCUGAUAAUCUCAGGUGUAGAGGCUAGUUAUUAAAUAUAUUUAGACUUUUAAAACCUUUUAGAAUUAGCUGAGCUGUAAGGACAGUGUCCGUCAUGUUAAGCCUUUUUUCUCUAUUUUGUUUGGAUCAUGUAAGUAAUGAAGAUAUAACUGGAAAAAGGAAAUGUCAUUGAAUAAAUAGUUCUGAGCUCAUGGCAGAGCUCUAAACGUGAAAAAUGUAAUGGACACCUAUUUAAAGACAGGCCAUUUUUAUUUUUACCUCCUAAUUACUGUUAAUCUGAGGUAUUUGAAAUGAACAUAAGCUAAAUUUUGAUACCUUUUCCUCCUAAAUUGAUAUCAUUAGAUGGAUUUAGGUUGUAAAGAAGGACCAUGGUAGAAAUACGAAUCAGAAUUUUAGACUUCCUAAAGUUUAUAACUGUCCCAGUUAGCCUAUGUGCUUGAUCAACCCAGGGGAAAGUUGCUAUUUGGCCCUAGUAUCACCCUGUCUAAGUUGUGAAUAUAUUUUGGACCAACUUCUCACUGAUAUGAUAAAUAUUUGACUUAAAAAUUACUGAAAACUUUUUAAUGUGGUAUCUGUUGAAUAUUACCAUUUACCCCUUAGUGUCCUUAGUAAAGUUCUAGAUACCAAACAAGUUCUACUAGAAUGUGAGUUUUACUUGAUUACCAGCAGCUAACUAACUGAAAAUGCAACAGAACUUAGAAGUGAUGCCAUCACAUCAGACAUAGUACAAACACAGACUAGUGCACUACAGAUCCUCUAAAUUUUGAUUUGGAAAUAUAUGAAUUAUUCAGAGAUCCAAAACCCCAGUGAAAAUCAGGUAGAGGACCUUCAUAUGACACACCCAUAGCCUGUAUUCCAUUCUAAGAAUUGCAGUUUGAACCAAUAGAAGCCAGAAGCAGCUACACACAUUUGAUUUACAACUGUGUCCUGUCUACUUGCGAAUAGCAGCUAGUUUCCUUUUAGGGUUGGCUGACAAGGCUGCUUUUUUUUUUAUAUAUAUUAUUAAGAGUCAGUAGCAGCAGCACAUGCAGGCUAAUUGUUAGAAUAUAAAGCUUUGUUGGAGGUGGAACAUAGGGUUCUAGUAAUACUCUUAAAUUCACACCAAUUGACACAAAAUAAAUAUGGUUCUCUAAGAAAUAGAGAAGGCUUAAACUAGAAAUGACUGAAAAAUACGAUUUUCACAAGCAUUUAGCUAUUUCCACCUCCAAAAAAGUAGUUUUUACUUUAUCUAUAUCUUCAUAAGCCUUUAAGGUGAAAGAUGAAUGACAGCAACAAAAUGACAGUGACCUAAAAGCGUAAAAUUGUAGUUAGUUUAGGUAAUCCUGGGGACAAAUAUAAUCCAGCGUAUUUAUUAGUGAGAUAAAAGGGAAAAGAAAUGCUGUGCUUUCAUCAUACUGCAAAUAAAAUGCUUAAUUAAAAUGCCCUACCAAAGUAAACAACUUAUUUCUAAGAAAUUACUGCUGAAGAAAUUAAGACUAAAAAAAGAGAAAAAAACACAACGCCCGUUUUUAUACAUUUUUCUUAUAUUUAGGUGCUUUUAAAAAUUGUUUUUAUGAACUCCUAAAUUUGAGUGCAAGGGAGAUUUGAUUACAUUAAUUGCCAUUUAAAUACUCAGUUUCAUGUUUGUAGGCAUUUUUCUGAACCAGAACAAAAAGACCAUAAAAAAAUUUCUAGUGUGGAAAUCAUAUUUCAUGUGGUGAAAUAAAAACUCAAGAAAUUUCCUGAUAUAAUAAGCUGAGAGUGAUUACCAAAGAAACAAAAGUUUCUUAUCACUCGGCCUGAGGCAAGUGUGGCAUAUUAAGCUUAAAAUGAAUUCUCUUUUCCUGAAUGCACACAACUCUUAUUAAUGUCUUGGAAAUUAUGCCCAAAUAAGAUUUUCUGGAUACAUUUGAAAAAGCAUCCACUGGGGUGUAAGGACUAUUUUAUGUCUAUGGACAUUUUAGUGUUUAGCCACAGAUUAGUUUUUGCUCUUUUACCUCUUUCUUAGGUUUAACUUUAGAUGAAAUGACUUGUUUUUAUCUUAAAAGAGGCCUUUCCUUUAGUGAGAGUUAGGUUCCCUGGUGGCCUGAAAGAGUUAAUGCAGUUUUCAAGAGUGUCCAACUUACUUCCAGGGAGUAGUGUGUGCAUGUGAGAGAGUCUGGCUCCAGGAUAUUUGUUCACAUCCCAAAACCAAUUUGGCACAACUUAAAAUGUCUGCUAGGCAGAGGAUUCAGUGUUGUUAGGCCACGCAAUUAGUGCUUUAUUUCAUGAGCACCAAAUUUCACCCAAUAGUGUUUUGAUUUAAGGAAGAGCUUGAAAUUCACAAUAACGGGUUUCAUUUAUCAGAGCCAUAUGGGACUCAACAUCUUUGGAUAUAUUUGUAAGGCUUUCACAAAGAAGACUUUUUAGACAUCUCAGAUUUCACCGAUUGGAGGGCAAUCUGGAUGAAUAUCUUUUUUUGGAAAAGAUGAACUAUCGUUUUCACAUGUAGUCUCCAAUUUCAGUAUUCCUUGAGAAGCUCAAAACAACAACAACAACAACAACAACAACAAAACAAAACAGGAAAGCCUUAAACAAAUAAUAAGAAGUGUUAAGAAUUGCCUUUGGGACUCUGAAGGCUGAAGACUCUCACUCUAUUGGCCAGGCUGGAGUGCAGUGGUGCAAUCUCGGCUCAUGGCAACUUCUUCCGCUUCCCAGGUUCAAGUGAUUCUCCUGCCUCAGCCUCCUGAGUAACUAGGAUUACAGAAUUGAUAAAUUGCAAGUUUGUGCCCCAUAGCUGCACAGACUGCCUGAAGUUACAUUUAGAGACUGAAAUCACUGCACCUUAAAAACAAAAGAUUGAGCUGCACUGUAUUCCUAAUGUUUCAUCAUUACUAACAGGAUAUUCCUCAUGACAUUGCUGUCUGAUCUUUGACCAUCAGUCUGUGACCUGCCCCUUCUCUUUAUAUGCAGCCGCUCUCUGUUCCCUGCCCCAAUGAACAUCUGCACUAGGCCCAAGCCUUGGAGUAAUUUACCUGAAGAGUGACUCCAUUUAUUUUGAAACUACUGUAAUGGAAUGGUGUUUUACAGACUUCUAUGUUACUGGAAAACGCUAAACCUGGGAGACUAACAUCCCUCUUAGGCUUCAGGAAGAAACCCAAGACAGCUGAAAACCAGAAGGCAUCUGAGGAGAAUGAGAUUACUCAGCCGGGUGGAUCCAGCGCCAAGCCGGGCCUUCCCUGCCUGAACUUUGAAGCUGUUUUGUCUCCAGACCCAGCCCUCAUCCACUCAACACAUUCACUGACAAACUCUCACGCUCACACCGGGUCAUCUGAUUGUGACAUCAGUUGCAAGGGGAUGACCGAGCGCAUUCACAGCAUCAACCUUCACAACUUCAGCAAUUCCGUGCUCGAGACCCUCAACGAGCAGCGCAACCGUGGCCACUUCUGUGACGUAACGGUGCGCAUCCACGGGAGCAUGCUGCGCGCACACCGCUGUGUGCUGGCAGCCGGCAGCCCCUUCUUCCAGGACAAACUGCUGCUUGGCUACAGCGACAUCGAGAUCCCGUCGGUGGUGUCAGUGCAGUCAGUGCAAAAGCUCAUUGACUUCAUGUACAGCGGCGUGCUACGGGUCUCACAGUCGGAAGCUCUGCAGAUCCUCACGGCCGCUAGCAUCCUGCAGAUCAAAACAGUCAUCGACGAGUGCACGCGUAUCGUGUCACAGAACGUGGGCGAUGUGUUCCCGGGGAUCCAGGACUCGGGCCAGGACACACCGCGGGGUACUCCCGAGUCAGGCACGUCAGGCCAGAGCAGCGACACGGAGUCAGGCUACCUGCAGAGCCACCCACAGCACAGCGUGGACAGGAUCUACUCGGCACUCUACGCGUGCUCCAUGCAGAAUGGCAGCGGCGAGCGCUCUUUUUACAGCGGCGCAGUGGUCAGCCACCACGAGACUGCGCUCGGCCUGCCCCGCGACCACCACAUGGAAGACCCCAGCUGGAUCACACGCAUCCAUGAGCGCUCGCAGCAAAUGGAGCGCUACCUGUCCACCACCCCCGAGACCACGCACUGCCGCAAGCAGCCCCGACCUGUGCGCAUCCAGACCCUAGUGGGCAACAUCCACAUCAAGCAGGAGAUGGAGGACGAUUACGACUACUACGGGCAGCAAAGGGUGCAGAUCCUAGAACGCAACGAAUCCGAGGAGUGCACGGAAGACACAGACCAGGCCGAGGGCACCGAGAGUGAGCCCAAAGGUGAAAGCUUCGACUCGGGCGUCAGCUCCUCCAUAGGCACCGAGCCCGACUCAGUGGAGCAGCAGUUUGGGCCUGGGGCGGCGCGGGACAGCCAAGCUGAACCCGCCCAACCCGAGCAGGCUGCAGAAGCCCCCGCCGAGGGUGGUCCACAGACAAACCAGCUAGAAACAGGUGCUUCCUCUCCGGAGAGAAGCAAUGAAGUGGAGAUGGACAACACUGUUAUCACUGUCAGCAACAGCUCCGACAAGAGCGUCCUACAACAGCCUUCGGUCAACACGUCCAUCGGGCAGCCAUUGCCAAGUACCCAGCUCUACUUACGCCAGACAGAAACCCUCACCAGCAACCUGAGGAUGCCUCUGACCUUGACCAGCAACACACAGGUCAUUGGCACAGCUGGCAACACCUACCUGCCAGCCCUCUUCACUACCCAGCCCGCGGGCAGUGGCCCCAAGCCUUUCCUCUUCAGCCUGCCACAGCCCCUGGCAGGCCAGCAGACCCAGUUUGUGACAGUGUCCCAGCCUGGCCUGUCGACCUUUACUGCACAGCUGCCAGCGCCACAGCCCCUGGCCUCAUCCGCAGGCCACAGCACAGCCAGUGGGCAAGGCGAAAAAAAGCCUUAUGAGUGCACUCUCUGCAACAAGACUUUCACCGCCAAACAGAACUACGUCAAGCACAUGUUCGUACACACAGGUGAGAAGCCCCACCAAUGCAGCAUCUGUUGGCGCUCCUUCUCCUUAAAGGAUUACCUUAUCAAGCACAUGGUGACACACACAGGAGUGAGGGCAUACCAGUGUAGUAUCUGCAACAAGCGCUUCACCCAGAAGAGCUCCCUCAACGUGCACAUGCGCCUCCACCGGGGAGAGAAGUCCUACGAGUGCUACAUCUGCAAAAAGAAGUUCUCUCACAAGACCCUCCUGGAGCGACACGUGGCCCUGCACAGUGCCAGCAAUGGGACCCCCCCUGCAGGCACACCCCCAGGUGCCCGCGCUGGCCCCACAGGCGUGGUGGCCUGCACGGAGGGGACCACUUACGUCUGCUCCGUCUGCCCAGCAAAGUUUGACCAAAUCGAGCAGUUCAACGACCACAUGAGGAUGCAUGUGUCUGACGGAUAAGUAGUAUCUUUCUCUCUUUCUUAUGAACAAAACAAAACAACAACAAAAAACAGACAAACAAAAAAGCUAUGGCACUAGAAUUUAAGAAAUGUUUUGGUUUCAUUUUUACUUUCUGGUUUUGUUUUUGUUUCGUUUCAUUUUGUACUACAUGAAGAACUGUUUUUUGCCUGCUGGUACAUUACAUUUCCGGAGGCUUGGGUGAAUAAUAGUUUUCCCAGUCUCCCUCGGAUGGUGGCCUUAAGGCCUGGUAGUGCUUCAAGAGGUCCACUGGUUGGAUCUCUAGCUACUGGCCUCUAAAUACAACCCUUCUUUACAAAAAAAUCUUUUAAAAAAAAAGUAAAAAAAAAAAAAAAAAAAAAUUCCACUUGUGAAGAGCACUACAAAAAAAUAUAUAACAAAAUCUAAAAGGCCUACUGUCUUUAAGUACACCGCUUGCAGUGUUUCAGUGGACAUUUUCACAAUUCUGGCCGCUUGGACUUCACAGUAACCAGUUAAAACUGUGGAAUAUCACUUCUGGUUGAAAACCCAGAGGAAAGGCCCUGCUGUUUUACACCUACCACAUUGUCUGAUUUCAUAAAAGGGCUGUGGGGGUGGGAAGGGCAGUGGGUUCGGUGGUGUGGGAAAGAAAGACAAAUGGCAGGCUUCUUCCCCAGAUUCUGCCCGGGUCCACACACCCUGGCCCACCUUCUCCAUAUCCCCCUCUUGCAGCAGAAGCCAGGAAGACUUGGACAAGCAACAAGCAACAGUGGCUAUCGUAUUUAUUCAGUGUCUUCGCUGAGCCACAGCCUCAGCACAAUCAAGAGGGACUUUCAUGAAAGGCAGGAAUGCAGAUAAAACAAAGAUAUCAGAAAUUUGCACCUAUGUUUCUAGGUACAAGAGAAGGAUUAUUUCCAACAAUCUUUGCAAAAAAAAAAAAGUGUCAGGAUAUAUUCUUGUGGAAGAGAAAAAGAAAGAGAAAUGGAGGGUGGGGGGAACAAUAAAAAGUUCUUGAGGCUUUUUUAAUUCAAAAUUUUAUAGAGGGGCAAAAGUGACGUUUACCAGAUAGAAUGCUGAUUUUUUUAAUAUAUUUACAACAGUAUUUGUGUAAAAAAAAAACAAAAAAAGUGAAAUUGUUAAAAGUAAUUUUUUUCAUUUUGGUUUUGCAUACACUGCCACCAAUUCCUUCUCUUUUAUUUUAUUUCACACACAUAUAUAUAUUUUUUGGUAAGUCAAGACUGUUAAGGUUAGCGAUACUGCUUCCAGGUAGAAAGAAUAAAAGGCAACUAAAGUUAUAUUUGAAAGAGAGGAAGGAUAUUUUCUUCAUAUUUUUUUUAAUUUUUCUUAAUUUUUAUUAUUUUAAGUAUUGCCUGGGUUGAUGAGGGCCUCUGUGGCCAGCCCAUCCCUGCUGUAAUUUGAAUUGCUGCUUUGUAUUUUGAUAUGUAGUUCCUUGACUUUAGCAAGCUUAAGUUGCCCCACUGAAUAAUUUUUUCAACUGAUUCAUCUAGAAUUCUGUUCUUUUUCAUGGAAGAGACUUUAUCUUUCAGAAAGAGAUUGCUUGCUUCUCCAAAAUUUCAUUGAGAUCUUACAAUUCUAGAAUUUCUAUUGACUUUACUUUUUUUCUUGGUGAAACACUAGUAGUCUAGAAGUCUUGAUAAAUGGGGUCUUUUCUUUUGUGAUCAGCCAGGAAGAGGAGUUCACAAAACUCUGCCAUAGCUCCUCACCCUUCCCAACUACAAAGAGCAUCAUUAUGAGAAGCCUGUUACAGAUCAAGAUGCAUUGAUGCCAAAAUUACUUUUUUCCUUUCAGAUAUCACCUUCUGACUGUUUCCACCAUGGUUAAGAGGGCUAAAUAAGAUGAUCAUUCUUUAGAUGAUGAAUUAACCCUUGCUUCUUGGAAAGGUUUUAGGGAAAUUAACAAAAAAAUUCCCAGAUGCCAACAGCCACCAUUCAAAAGACCACCAAUCUAUUGCAUCAUACCAGAUGCCACUCUCUCUUCCUAGUAGGGAUUUCUCUCCUCGGUCCUGAUCAAGGUAUUAUAAUAGUGACAUUUCCAUUAUAGACAGUGUCCUGAAGGGAUUCCAGCUGAAAUAUAGGAAUUCUUAAACCUAGCUGAAACUCCCAAAGUGAUUUCAUUGCUGGGCAUAUUUUAACAUACUUAGGGGAAAGCAAAUCUUUAAACAAAGCAAAACACCAAACUACAGUUUUAAAAAGAAGAAAGGAGAGAGUAUUUUAGUUUCAAAAUUACAUUACAUUUUAAUUUAAUUUUCCUUCUAAUUUUCCUGUCAGCAUUUUAUUUACAAAAACUGUGCAGCAAACGAGGGAAAAUCUUCCAACACAAACAACUCUGUAAUGACUAAAUUGAUUUUAUUCAUAUAUUUUAGACAUUUGGUUAACUUGGAUCUUUUUCACAAGUUCUUUGUGAUGCUUUGUAAGGUUAGUGUAACUGAAGUGUUUGUGAGUUUGAUUUGGUCCCACAGUGCUUAAUUCAGUGGAUAUUUUGCUAGAAGUUUUAAUGUAAACUUGGGUGGUUAACUGACUAUUGAGUAAAACCUAUUGUGAUUUCUAAGAGGAGUCCUACCAAGAACUGUGUGUCCAAAACUGACCGGUUUUAACAGUUAGUGAGGAACAGCUUCCGAGAUAUUAUGUAAGUUCAUUUUUCUAUUGCUAAUUUUGUUUUUUAAAAUAGCAGUGUUGUAAGACUAGUAUUUCCACUUACCACCAAUAGAGGGAGCGUUAGUUAAUUAACUAUGUCAUGGAAUUGUUUUGAAAUUUUGGAAAACAAGUGAUUCCACCCAUAAAAUGAGAAGAGAAGAUUGACCUUAAGAAAAAAACUCUUAAAGCUGGAAGACAAUGACAUGAAAUCACUCAAUACAUGUUACAAAUGAAAGAAAGGCCAAAAGCCACUUUAAAAUAUUUUUAACUGUUUCACAGUAGAUUUGAAAGUGUCUUUGUUCAAAUUUAGCAAAGUAGGAAGAAUUUUCACUAAUACCUCCUGAAAAGUUGAUCUUAGGUGCCAUUAUGGGCCACAUGUAGCUUUCUGUUUCUCAAAUCUGAGAGAGACCCAUUUGCCUUAAUGCUGAUUUGCCAUGUAAAAUGCUAAGCAAUUGGGUUAGAAUUCACCUUUUCUUUUGGUAGAACAUGUAGAGAAAAAGCUGCAGGUGACGUGAAACCCUGAGGAGUCUAUCAUCCUUUCCCUGUAAAGGAAGUGUCUCUUAAAAAAAGGGAGGGGGGAGGAGGUGGAGGAUCCCUAAAGAAUUCUUAAUGAGGUGAUAUAAUCAUUGUAGUCCAUGACAAAUAGACCAGCCAGGUUUGCAUAGCAGUAGACAUAUUCCUACUGUAUGUUUAUCCUUCCCAAACAUGUCACAUUCUAAAAUAGUUGACAAAUUAUUUUGUGGAAAGAGGAAGAAGCUGGAUCGGAGUGGGAGAUCUAAUCUGGAGGAGCAAAGAGGUAGUUGUUUAUUGCUAUGUUCCUGGCCCAUCAAAUGGCCACUUUCCAAACUGACCCACAUUUUAGGAAAUAAACCAAUCUGGACCUGUUUCAAAAGGAUAGAGAUGCUUUUAGAUUGUCAAUUCUCACUUUUAAGUUAAACAAUCACAAAUAUCUUUAGAAAUAGGGAAAGACAUUUGCUUCAAAAUCAGAGAAUGAGUGUGGAUCUUUUUAAUUUUUUUUUGUUUCAAGUCCUACAGUCAUCUUACAUUUAGACCUUCAUGGUAGGGUGAUAUGAGUGCUAAAAAAAUUUCUUUCUAGUAGCCAGGAAACAGAUAGAUAAGAUAAAGGCAAAUGUUCCAGAUUUAAGACUUCUUCGGAUGAGUACAAGGAAGAGAGAAAUAGUAUGGAAAGGACAUUUUUUAGCAGUUUAUAAUUUUAAAAUGGAAUUUGCCAAACAAGGGAAAGGGAAAAAAGUCAAAGGGGAAUUUUUAUCUCAAGAUAUUUAGACAUGGUUUAUAAAAAAAUAAUAUUUUCUGACACUAAAAGCAUUGGUAUUAUCUCAGCAUCAUGGGCAAUUUUUCCUUAUUAAAUGCCAAUAUUUGUACAAAAAAGGCCCCCAAAUGUGUGAAAUAUAAUCCUAAAAAAGAAAAUAAUUGGAACACAUGGAUCUGAUACAACUCUACACAGGGGGAAAAACUGAGGAACAAGCUAAGCAAAGAAAAAAAAAUCUGAAAUGAAAAAAAUCUCUGUAUCAAAAUGGUUUCCUGUAUCUUUUAAUUGAGAGGUAAACUUUAGCUCCUAAUAACAGUUUUAUAGACUGUUCUCUUCUCAAAUUCCUAAUGCUUUGAAUCUAUUUGUGCCAUGAUUAAGUGUGCUGGAUAAUUUCCUGCUCAUAUUCUAGCUGCAGUUCAUUCCUAGUCAUCUUAGAGAUCAUAGUAGCUCUUGGCCUUAGAAAGACUUGGGUUUGCUGUGUUUAAGAGUCAUAAGGGUUUUAUUUUGUAUCACCAAAAUAUUCAAUAAGUUCCCAAAAUACUCUUUUUCAACCCAUGAACAGUAAGAAUUUGUGAAUUCUGAUAAUGAAAAGAGAAAAGUUUUCCUCCAGGUAUGUUUGUUUCACAUUCAGUCCUAAAGCCUUGAGCUAUGUGUACUUCCCUCACACAAGCACACCAGCUGUCUGUGCUCUGCCUGCCCCCAAAACUCAAUGUUUUCUCUCAGCACAGAAGUCAAAAAUGAGGUAUGCCCCUUAUAAAACCCCUUCGAUUCCUGAGAAAACCUAAUAAAGCCUUAUGUCGCUUCCUUGUUGGGGCUCCUCCACAAUGCUCCCAACACCUGUGACCCCUAGGAAAACAGGGAGCAAGGUAGAUCUGGCCAGGAGUCACCGGAUAUACACCCAUUCUGGAGCUUUCCUCUGUUGUUCUAGAAGAUGUUAUUUGAUUAGUUGGGGCUGGGAGCAGGGGAUAUAUGAUUUUGCGGAAAAGGUAUCAGAUAGUCAAAUCAGGUCUGCCUCUGCUAUAGCCAGUGUGCUGCUGCAUCAAAAGGGAACAAAAGGAAGGUACAAUGUAAGAGCAGACACAACCUGAGAUACCCUUGAGAUUUAGGAGAACAGGAGGGUGCCCUUUCUGUUGUGACCUGACUCUUAAGAGAAAUCUUCUAAAAGAAUUCUUUAAUUUGGUAAUGAGUUGAAGUCCAGGGUAAUGGAAGCUCUAGGGCAGAGAACAAAAGAAUUGCAAAAUGGAUUCAGCACCAAACAAUGCUAAACCAAGAAACAUCCAAUCACAAAACUAGGAAGUUUGGCAAGAAGUGGUUAGAGAAAUCUCUGGGCUUUUCCAUCGGUAGGGUCGACAGACUCUCUUUUCAGUGAUUUCUGGCUCUGAGAAACCUCUUUACUCACUAGAAAAGAACUUUAUUUAAAUGGCCAAUUUUGUUCCUCAGAAAAAGAAAUUAAAAAAAAAAGAAAAAUAGGAUACUGAAGACAGAACCAUGUGACUUGGUGACAAACAAAAGGAAGGGUGCACUAGAAUUUCAAUAGGCUCCCUAAUUCCAUAGAAAAAGCAAAGCAACCCAAUGCCUCCUGAGCCUGCAGUGCAUGAAGAGAGUGCUUGAGCUGACCCAGCCACCAGGCCUUCUGAGGCUAGACAUAACUUCCCACUGGAACAGCAGCAGCCUCUUUCCCCUCUUUGUGUUUUCAUGAAGAAAACGGCUGUUCUCUUAGGUACCCAGGAAAUAGAUUACAUGGGGCAAACUUUCAAAAGCAACCUCUACCCUGGUGCUCAGGCUACAUAUAGAGGCAGAAAAGGGGCAUGGAAGAGCCCUUGCUCUUGAGAGAGAGUAUUUUCAUAGUCCCAAGGGCUUUCUGUGUAGAGUUGCUAUUUCUGCUAUCACUUAAACCUUUACAAGAAAAAAGGCUGUGGUGACUCAGUGUUCCUGUAAAUUCAGAAUGUGGAAACUACUAAUCCAAAGCAUCAUUUCUAGCACUGAGUAUCAAGACGAUUAGCCUGACCAAAAUAUUCCAAAGACUUUUCUAAGUCUCUGAAGAUUUUUUUUUCUCCUUGAACACUGAGUCUAUAGCCAUCAGCAAUGUACCUUAGCAGAUCCCCGGGAAUGGUUAUGGAAUAGUAGGGCUUGUUUCCAUCCUUUUUAGAGUGAAGAGGUAGCAAAUUAGGGCUACAUGGUGUGGGUUCUUUUUCAGAACUAUGUAUUUUCUCCUCACUGCAUGAUGGGUAAAAAUGCCCUGGGUUGAAACGAGAAACAUCGUCUUUCCACACCACUGACUAAAACACCUGCCAUUCCAGUGGUUUCUUUAGGCUCCACCUUUUGCUCCAUAAACUGUAGACUUUCAGACUGAAAUCUAAUCUUAAGUGACCUCAAUUAAGGUAUUUUCACAAAAGGCUACUUAUAGUAUAGCAUUAUUGCCUUAAAUCAGAAAGCCCUGGGAAGAGGAUAAAAGAUAUAGAAAUGAGAAGGCUCUGAAGUUAUAGGCAUUUCUUGCUGUUUAAUAGUUACAUUAUCACAAAAAUAAGCCCUAUUCGUGAUUGAGGACUAUAGAAAUAGUGACUUCUUGGGGAGGCACCAAACUUUUCUAGAACUGGCCACUCUCAGAUAGCGGCUGCUAUUUCCUAUUCUAUUUCAGUGAUGUAGGUUGGGGCUGAAUGUAAAAUAGACAUCAUAUUACUAAAUAGAACCCUAUAAAAUGCAAUCACAGGUGCCUGGGAAUACUAGUUUUAAACAUUUCCUUAAUAAGGAGAACAAUCCCAGCAAAAAGCUUUCUUUCUCUAUAGAGUGUAUAUCUCUAAACUUUUUUUUCCUCAGUUUUAGAGAACAUCUCUUUUAUCUGGUGGUUCUUUGUUUGAAUGCAGACUCAUAACUUUCAAGUCUCCAGUGCAAGAGCAUAAUCUACAGAUCACAGGCAAAAUCUAGCCACAGUCCUGAGAGUCCAGGCUUCUGGGAUGCCCAGUGAGGGUAUAAAAGUCACUACUAACCCUCUUUCAAAUUCAGAGGUUUCUUUGGUUUAGAAUGCCUCAGUGAGAUUUUGAUACAUCCAAGAGAGAGAAAAAAAAAAAAAAAAAAAAAAAAACCUUGGGGGCAUCUGUUUCUACUAGUAUUGCAACAGUUGUUAUUACCCAGCAAAAUCAUUGCAAUUUAUAUGUAGAUUCUAGUAAUGAAAGAGUCUUAACCCAUCCGGUAUGUCACCACUGCUGUCCAAAAUGUCUAUAAAUGAGUAUACAUUGUUUAUACAUGUGCACACACAGUGUGAGCUUCCCUCAGCACAAAACUGUUUCACAUUCAUAUUGCCCAGUGACAACAAGAUACAUUUUUGAACUUCUGGUUAGGAGUCGAAGGUCUGACAUAUCUCACAUAUCUGCUUAUGCUUUGUUGCCUUAGUUGGGCGCAUCAAUAUCUGAUGAGACUUUAGGGCAUUCUGAAGGAGCCCAACCAUCAGUAAUUUCUAUGUAUCCCUUUCAUGAGAAACUUGAAUAUGCUUAUGUGGAGUAGAGUGCAUUUAACAAACUCUACGGUUCUAUUGGAUUUAUUGACAUGUGUGUGCAUGUGUGUGUUUCUGUAUAUACUUAUUGUCAUCUGGAAGUGUGUGUGCCCCCCAAAUGAAGCACACACAGGCAGAGGUCCUCGUGCAUAGAUACAGUUGCCUCUUCCCACCAUUGUGUUUAAGACUUGUGGCUCCCUUCCCAGGAAGCAGUCACCUGCCCACUCUGUUGCUUUUUGUAAUGUUUCAGAAUUGGGAGAAACAAAUGCAGCUUGUUGAAUCCACAGCAAACCCACAGGGACAGGCUGUUUUCCUCCAUAAUAAGGUAUAACAGAAGUCUUCAACUGGUGAGCAGACAAGAGGGAGCAGCAGUCCAGGGCAUCUCCCCAGGUCUCCUGGAGGUGGGGCGGUGGGGGUGGGGACCAACGCCAGGCAGGCAAAGCCCACACAAACUUUGGCCUGAGCCAUCCCAUAGCUCAAAGGUCUUCAUUCCUUUCCUCUAUGCAAUGCAGUGUGCGCACACACACACGUACACACACACGUAAAUUUUAUUCUCAAACUAAAGCUUCCUAAUUCUGCCUGUACUCACAAGAUAUCAUCAUAAUUCACAAACUGUGUCUCCUGAAACCAAUGUGGCCUUUGCCAAAGUCUUUCCAGGAGUGGGUUGUUUACCAUGUCUAGCAAACCAAUAGACUACUAGGGGGAAUAUUUUUUGGUAAUCUCUAGGAAUUGAUUGCUCUUGCCCAUCUCAAACAUUGAAGUAGAAUGCCACUCUGGUAUAAUGUACUGAAUGAAUGGACUCUGAAGGCUUGGUGGCCUGGAAUUCAGGAUUCAGUUUUCUCACUCCCAUGCCCUUCUUUUACUAGAUGGUUUGUUAUUUUUAUGACUUGUAGAUUAUUUCUGCUUUACAGAAGUCAGAAGACAUUUUCUUUCCUCUUCUAUUCUGGUGACUUUUCCCCUUCCCCUGUUAAGUAAGGCUACUUACAGUUGCAACUUUUUUGUCGUUAUUACUUUUUAAAAUGUAUAUUGUUUUUCUAUAUCCAAAAGAAGUCUGUGACUGUAACCAUAGGUAUUUCUUUUUACUGGAAAAACAAUUAGUUGUUUCGGUUUUUUUUUUUCUUUUAAUUAACAGUACUAGUGACUUUGUGAAAGAAUAUGAGUUACUAUUUAGGUAUGCUUACUUAAGUACAAUACACUACAUUGCAGUAUUUCUGAAACCUAGGACAUACACAUUAUAUAUAACAACUCUAUAUUGAAAUAUAUAUUACAUUAUAUUCAUUUUAACUUUUGAAUCUGCCUAUGAUCAUGAGUUGAUUGAAAUAUUAUGUCUUUGCAUAUAUCACCCAUCACCAACCUGCUGCAGUUAAUCUGGUGCAUUUAGUAAUAAUCAUUACUGCUCUAAUUUGCUUUUUAUAUUAUCAGCUUCAGUAUUGUCUUUAGAGGAUUUUAGAAUUUUUUAAAGCUCAGAUUUAGCAAAUGUAGGAAAGUGAAAACUUUUUUUGAAACUUUUUUGUUGGUGUGACUAAUACAAAGAGGUUCAUAUUCAAAGCGAUCUUGUUUAGCUGACCCAUUCAAUAUCUGAAGAACAAAAGAGGUGCAUGUGAAUGUAUCUGUGAUCUCCCCCUGUAGGACUGUCACUGUCUAUAUUUGCUUUUAAAAAUAUGACCAAGGGGCUACUUAAGUGCCACAUGAUCUGACCAACAAUAACAGGCUGCAUUUCAAAGGGCCAGUCUUCUGAAAAGCAUAAGACAGUGAAUUACCUAGUUGUCCCCACUGUAUUCUCAAACAUUCAUUUUAAUACUGGUUCUUUACUACUUUCUUUUUUCAAUACGCUUAGAAUUAUUUUAACUAGUCUUCAACCUUUCCCUGGAGGCAGCUUGGCAAUAAUAGUGUUCAUUUUCCUGGGAGUUUUUUUUCAAAAAAACUAAAACCAGAGUUUCAGGAACUCUUUAUCCACAGAGGCUAAUAGAAAUAGAAUUUGGAAAUAUCUAUCUGAUACAUUUUUAAAUCUGAGGGAUCCAUAAAAUGGUGGCUCUUGGGUAUCCAGCCCUCAGGAUCUCCAUUUACCUGUUAAAGUGAGGAUUUGGUGCCUUUCUUCUUUAGUUGGGCCAUCAAGGAAACUUCAGAAAUCAGGCAUCCCGUCUUCCUAUACAAUAAAUAUUUUCAGAUCAUAUUUUCAGAUAAAAGAGUUUCUUCAGCUUCCCUCAGCUAUUCAACCCAACGCAUGGAAAGCCUCAGUUGAAUAAACUUUUCCACCAUCCUGGGUGCCUGAAACUAGUGUCCUUCUUCACUUCUACAUUGAGGACAAAAUGAAGUCAGCUUUUUAAAACCUCAGUAUAAAAGACCUCCUCACACUCACACUGGUCCAAUAUGAAGACUUCUCAGCUUGAACACUGGGGAAUUCCUUCCUUUCAUCUUUCCUAAUAGAUUGUUGCUUUCUAAUCCCAUCCCAUUCUGCUGUGCCUCUCCAGCAAGUCCCUUUUCACCUUAGCCAAGCUCCCUGCGAUGCUCUCCAGUUGUGAAGCCUUGUAUUCACUAAGGAACUGCGUACUCUUAGUCUGCUUUGAAAGGGCUAAUGUCUAGUGUAAUGGCAAAAUUACCAAUCUGUUCUCCAAAGUGUUCCAGCAGAUAUAUUUCUACUAGACAUAAUUGUGAAUUGACUGUUAGUGAGGCUGUUUCUUCUCUAAUGAUCACGUAAUAUCCAAAUUAUAUCAACUUCAUUAUUUCCCUCUUUCGUUUUCCUAACCCUUUCCCUUUAUUUCUUGUUUCUCUUGAAGACUACUUCAAAUUACCUAUUCGUCUUCAUUACUGCCCCCAAAACUCUAAUAAUUGUGACCCCUAACUGUUCGUUUCUCUUCCUUUCUCCACCCCACUCUGAACAUCCUUCUUUAAGCUUUAUUUAAUGAAAGAACACUAAAGUGAGUGAGUUCAUAAACUUGAGAGUCGUAGGCAGAGUGAAGCAUGUCUUCAUUUUAGCUUCAGAGUUUAAAAGUUAUCAAUAUUCUUUUGAGAGUGGGAGGACCUGAGUCAGAGUUUUAAAUGUCAACUGUACUAGCUGAGGUCAUUAAUUCCCCUUACCUUCACAUUUGGCCAAAGAUGAAGAGAAAAAUAUUUUCUGUUUUUUUUAAAAUACCACAGUGUUCAGGUUCUUGAUAUGAGUAAACCACUUUUGACGGAGAAAAAAAAAAAUCAUUAAUGUUGACGGUUUCCACUAGUCAAAUUACUUGUUUAUCAGACUUUACAUUAUAGGAACCUAAAGAAAAGAGUAAUAUUUCAAAAUAAUUUUGAUAACUGUUCAAGGCUUAGUGAGCUCUUCUCAAACAAGAAAAGCCACAUCCACUUGAACACAUUGUAGGAAAAAUUAGGAAGAAUUUUUUUAUUUAUUGUCUUUUGGAAAAAAAAAAAUCAUUGAUUGGUUUAGAACUUUGAGCAGUAACUUAGUAAUGGAUGAAAAGAUCCAUAAAGUUUUGAAAGUGUCUGUUUUUGCCACCAGAGAUUGCCUAAACAUAAACUUAAUAUAUACUUAAAUAAAAUAAUAACAGAGCUAAAUAGAUACCUAAAGAGCCAUGCAGUGCACUCCCCAGCACCUAAAUACUCCGCAUAUAAUUUGGUUGUCAUGUUAGAUCUCACUGCAAUGGAUUAUCCUGUCUGGUCACCAGAGCAUUGCCCAAAAGACUGACUGAUACCAUUCUGGGUGUAUCCCUUUCAGGAUGCUUAUAAUGUCACAUUCACAACAACUUUGUAACACAGUCUUUCCUGACUUCUGGUCCAAUAUUCUUGCCAUGAUACCACAUCGCCUCUCAGCUUUAAUGAAGACAAGUCCUGUGACAUUUAGAGUACUAUGUGGUUUUGAGUGCAUAGGCGGUAUGCUUUCAGUUCUUGCUUUACCCUUUGACAAAAACAAUCAACAUUUAAUAUCAGAAAUGUAUUUUUAUUUGACUUGAGACUUGACCUAGCUUUUAAUCAAACCAGUUUAUAACAUCAACUCACACCACAGAGAACAAUGAAAUAGAUAGCAGUUUUGAAAGCCUUUAUGAGGCAUGCAUCCAGUAGGAAAACAACAUCUCUUAAAGGCAAUAUUUACAUUGCUUAGGACUGUGAUCUUCACUUGGAAUGUUCUCCCAAUCAAUCCUAUAUCCUUCUUUUUCUUUGUCCAUUCUAACUCCUGGUAUUUUUUUUUUUUCUUAAAGUACUCUUUAUCUAAAGUAAUCCUCUCCUUAGGCACUGGCUUCCAAAGGAAGAAAGACUCUUUUAAAUCCUAAAAUGCUAUCAUUUAAAGUAUAAUAUGGAGGAGGAGAGGCUCUGGUUCUGAUAGAUCUUACUUGGUCCUCAAUCUGGGAUGCCUUCUUGACACUGUUCUUUCUAGUUCCCCAAGAAGUAUUCCAACAACAAGACCCAGAAUUUCUCACCACAACCUCUGUGUUAGUCUCAGAUUAAUGUCUAAAUCCUGUUUGAUAUUCUAGAGACUCCAAGGUGUGAAUUUAUUAUUGCUUAUGAGCUUCCUGUCUUUCCAAGCUGACACCUGUCAGGAGCAUCAAUAGCCCUAACAGUAACUAAUGCAUCAAAAUAAUAGACAGAAACACUAUAGUAUAUAUUUGUGAGGAUAGGAAGAUUUUUUUUUCUUCUUUUCUCCAUCAAAAGCUUGCUUCGCUCCCCUCUCCCUCUGCAACACACACACACACACAAUGCAUUUCAGAAAGUCUGCAUCUUAUUUUACAGAUAUGUAGCUCUAGAAUUUACAGAUAUAGCUUAGGAAAUGUUCUGAGAUUGAGGCUGGUAGCAAACAAGUUUAUUUUCUGCACUGGACUUCAGGAUAAGUGUGCAUAGAUGCAAUUCCUUCAAAGAAAGUGAAACAUGGUAGAGCAAAGGGAUAAUACUUUCACACAUUCAAACAGUUGUUUGCUAUCUACAAACCUUGAUUUAAGCAUAAUUAUUACUUUUUAGAAAUCUGAAACUGGAGGAAUGUGUAUUUUAGUAAGGUUUGUUUGUUGAUUUAUUUGUUUCCCUUUCUCUCUUUCUUCUCAAGAUAGUAAAGGAUUUUAAUUUCUUAAUUUGAUACUGUCCGCGGACAGUCAAAUAACUGCUCACCCUUACUGUAUUAUUUUCCCCUGAGAAAGAAAAGCCUUCCAUCCUACCAUGAAGGAAUUUUUCCUCCACAAAAAUCUUAUCUUCCAUUUCAAAUAGCACUCAUGAGCUUUUAAGAGAGAAAUUCUCUCUUUGCUUUGAGGAUAGAAUAGUUAAAACAAAAACCUGUUCCUUGAGAAAGAAACCCUAUUUACCUAAACUAACAGGUCUGGGGCCAAAGAAUAGAUAUUUUUUUAUUGAUUGCAGACGAAGACCAUGCAUUUUGUACUACAAAUCCUUAUUGCCUCCUCAAAUCCUUUUUGGAAUAAGGCUGGAAAUAAAUUAGUUUAAUUAAAUUCUUUGGGUAUUUCUAAUUAAUAUCUACUGCAAGAUACCCAGGAAAGAAAAGGAAGGGGUGCUGCUAAAAUGCCAAAAUCAAUUGAUCUGUUGAUUUUUGUCAUUGUAGUUGUUGCUUUUAUAGCCAUUUCAAGACUGUAUGUGUUCAUGAAGUCUUAAGUAGAGAAACAUCUGUUUCCCCAUUGCUUCUCUCUCCUUCCCCACACCCCUGCACCUGCCCCAACCCCAGGCACUAGAGGGGACAGUAACAGAGGAAGAUUGGCACUGCAUUGCCAGUACUUCACCCAUCUAUACCCCUCCACCACAAAAGAAGGAAAAAACAAAUUAGAAACUAUUUUUUAAAAAAAGGAAAUUGUAGUACUUCAUUUGAAAGCAUACUGUUUUCAACUCAACUCAGUUAACAGAUAGCCUGACAACGUUUUUGUAACCUGUCUUUUGUGCUGUGAUUGACAUUCUUGUCUCAAUCUUUAAAAUAAUUGCAAUUUCAAUUAAGUGAACAGAGAAGAACAAAGAGAGGGAACAGGACAAUGUGAUGGGACCAAAUUUGAUACAGGUCUGGAUUCCUAAAGCCAGUUGUCAAGGUUACCAGAGAAAGUUAGCACUACUCACCCCUUGUCGUUCUUGCCUGUCUCUCAUUAUUACAAUUCAAAGAAUUAGUAAGGUAACUAUACUUCUUUGUGAUUAAAGAUUUCUCUUCAUGCUGCCAAACACAUCUAGAGAAAUUGUAGAAGCUCCUGACUUGUAUACCUAAUGUGCUGUCCGGGCACAAGAGGAGUGUACAGAGAGAUCACUGAAAAUAAAAUAAUAGUUCAAAUUUGAGAUAAGAUUUUCCUGUAGUUCAAAGUGCUUUAUGCAUGUUCACAACUAGGGGAAUCUUUGAAAACAAAGGCUAGUUACUCUGCUCUUGCUCUCCUUGGGACAAACUUUAAUUUGGAACCAGCUGUAGAUUUGUAGGCGAAAAUUCUCAAAGGUAUUUUCAGCUGCUAAACUUCUUCUUUAGGCCCACUGAUUUGAACCUCAGUUUUCCUGAGGAGCCUAUUGAGAUAUAAAUUAAGGGUAAUUUGCAUAUAUCUAAUUAAAAUUGUUCCUGCACUAUUGUUGAAAGAAUUAUGGUUUUCAGAGUAGAUGAAAGCAGGAUGUCUUAGUAAUCUUCAUCAUGGCAAACAAAGAUGAGAAGCUGAUAUGAUAGAGAAAAUCUAUGGUAACUUGAUAUUUUAAGGUAAUUUGAGUGUGCUGACCCCACUAUGCUUAAUUCCUUUGUUCCCACAAUCUAUUUUAAACUACACUUUGAUUCUCUUGAGACUUAUAGCAUGCAUGUGUGGGUAUGAGCAGACAAGCAGACGUACCUUUGGAGGGUACGUCUGAAGAGACAGAUUCCUGAUGAUGAUCAAAUACAAAUCAUUUUUCCAGAAUCACUCAAUAUUGCCACAUCCCAAACUAAUUCUAGACUAAUCUUAAGAAAGAAGUAAGCUCCUUAAGAAAUCCUACUAUGAAUGUUUUUUCUUCUUAUGAAAUAACACAAGAAGAGGUACAAUGCAGACUCUUAAUUUUGCUGUAAUAAUUCACUUUUAUAUUUAAUAAUUAUACUUCUGUGUGAGUGUGUCACUGAGCUAUUUGUACCAAUUUUCAAUUGAUCAUUCUGAGAGGGGCCUUGAGAAUUUCUGUAUAUGUGUAUGUAUAUCUGUAUUUAUGUGUAGUCAGAAAAAAAAGAGAAUAGGAGACUAAUGAGGUGAGGGAAAAAGUGAUCAAUGUAGAAAAGUGAGUGCUCCUAGUGUACCUAUUUAUGUUAUGUAAGGUGGCUGCUGCCUGUAGCCCUUGAGGAAUAGCUGAUUGCACUAUUCAAAAAUAAAAGCCCAGCACUGUUAAAUUUAGGACCAUGUUUCAAGAAACAGGAAAGCUUUAUCUUUUUCUGAACCCAUUCCCCUUAGCAUCAGAGCCAUCUGACAUGAUGAAAACUAUUAAGUAAAAACCACUACUGACCUUUACAUUAAAUGGCUGUUUUCCUCUUCUAAAUAAUAACCUUUAUUUUAACUAGACUACUUCCUUUUAUUUUCUGCCUAUUGGCUUAAUGUUUUACUGAAAAUACAUAGGUGCAUGCUAGUUUCUCUACUUUGAGCUGAAACAAACAGGAGCAACAAAAGAGAUGACUCACCUAAGUGUGAGAUAGACUGAAUUUCCCACUUUUGUAGCACUGGUAACCUUUGUAAGAGCUGUUUAGAGUUGAGCUUUGGGUUAUAAUAGGGCUUUUUUUGCACUAAAUAUGACUGCACUGCAUUGCACUACUGAAAUGUACUUACUUGUGCUGGGAGAGAGUGUGUUAUGCAUGGGAAAGAAAAAGGCAAGUUAUGGAAGUAGGAGCAUCAUUAAAAUGCAGUUAUUUUCAUCAUGCUUGAUCUUAGCAGGGUUGGUGAGAAUCUGUGGAAUCUCUGUCAACUCUUGAUCAGGCCUAGGAACUGCCAUGCUGAUAGGAUCUGUUUUCUUAUUGUAAAGAAGCUGAGUUAGUACAGCAAAUUAAGAACAUUUAAGAAAAAGUUUACCCAAUCUUGUUUCCGACUGAGCUCUCAGUAAGAGUUUUAAUAGUGAAGAAGCCAACUGAUAUGAUGUAGGAGUCUUUGUCUUGGCCUACUCCACAAAGCCCCUUGCUUGUGCACAUUUUAGUGUGGCAGAGGGCAGUAGGAUGUGCUCCUUUCAAAAACGCAUAGCCUUGUCCAUAUUGGAAUUACCCUUUCAGCCUGAUUAUGCUUCUCCAUCCCUGGGUGAAACCUAGAUCAGGCUAACCAAAGAGGAAGGCCAUGCAUGUGGUAAAGUCCUUUAAGAUGACAGAUAGGGAACAGUGCAAUAAACACUGAAAACCAGUGAAAUGAAAGGUUUAUUUCAAAACAAGCUAGGCCAACUUGGACAUUGGAGGAUGGAUUAGAACAUACUAGCUGCUCCAUCAUAGACUAUGCUUACUAAGCAGAAGACCUUAAUAGUGCCUAAAAGUUUAGUUUUGAAAUUGGUUUUUUUCCUAACUUUUCUUUGUUAAAUUUAUUUUUGUUAUCUUUUUUAAUCUUAGAAGUAAUCAGAGUUUGACAGCUCUUUAUUAACUGUUAAUAAAAGAAUCUUUCAUCACAGGAUAAGCAAUAGAUUGUGUGGGAAAUAAUAACACAAGAGUAAAGAUGCUGAAGGACUCUUCCAGAAUCCAAAGUGACAGUUUUGAAGGUUCUGGCACAGUAGGAAAGGAUCACAACCCAUAUAAAUGGCUAAUGUUGAAUUUCUCUGAACACUAUCACAUGUGGGGAAUCAAUUUGGAAAACUCUCAAUUGAGGCCUAUUUCCUAAGAUUACAACAUUGAUAACCUGUCUUUUUCUCUCUCUUCUUUACUAUCCGUCCAAGUCUACUAUUCCAAGUUUAAAUAUUGUUCAGAAAGUUGUCAGCCUUGUUAGUCAGAAAAACUCCAUUUAGAGCCAUCCAAACUAGCAUAAGAAAUUCCUUAAGCACUCAAAGCAUUAUCUCUGUUUUAAAUAAGAAACUAAAUCCAGAGCUUUUAACAGGUACUUAGAAAUAGGUAUUGGGUAAUCACUAAGAGGACAUUGACUGCACCAAACCAAAGCUAUAGAAAGAAAUGAUUGACUUUUUAAAAUAUAUUCACAUUAACUGUCCUAGGAUACUUCUCUUGAGGCUUUGGGAAACUUCUUCCUUGAAAUUUGCAUAUCCACUCCAGUUCUGUCACCAAAGAUUUUAAUCUUGAGAGCCCAAUUUCCUCUCUCUCAGAAAAAAAGUACUACAACAGGCUCAAGGGAUACGCUUUGGUGGUCAAGGGAUCACACUUUGGUUUUCCUUCUGUUAACAAUGGUAUUUACAGGAGACCUUGUCAUCAGAGGACGUACUGAACUAUCUUUAUGACAUUGGAUUUGAUCAGAGGUUUAAAAAAUAGAAAAAAAAAACAACACUACUUGACACUGUAAAUGAUCUUUAAUAGAGUCAUGACCUGGAGACUGAUGGAGAGAAAGAAACUUCCAUGGAAGAGAGUGAGCUAAAUCAUUUAGAACCAAACAAAGGUCACUGAUGAAACACAGGGCAGCAUGUACACAGUGCAGAUCAGGGUUCUGUAUGGCCAGAGCCAACAGCAGUGACCGGUGGGAGAGUCAGACAACUGGCCAAUGAAUUCAAGUAUUGAAAAAGCUACAGUCUGGGUUUUGUUGUGAUUGCUGGAGUGGUUGAAACGCCCAUGCCCAUGGCAAGGAAAAUGCUUGGAGGCUGAUCUGUUGUGAUAGUGCCUUUCUUGUCGUAGUGAGUACUAGAUUAGUAAUUUAUUCAGUUACGCUUUUCUGGACCAUUGCCUCCAGUCUUCUGAGGAGGUUUGAAGGGAUAGUAUCCACUUAGGAUGAAGGGACAGGAUAUUACUCUGGAAUGCUGUGAUUUGAUGAUAUUUGCACUAGAUUCUAAACUCUCCUUUAAACUGGAGCAACUGACUGAGAGAAAAACCAAGGACAGCUCAAAGUUAAAAGAAACCAAAAGCAGUAUUUUCUGACAGAUACCAUUUCUUUUUCUUCUUUUUUUUUUUUUCCUGGAAGAAAACUUCACACUAGUUGGCUACUGAGCUCAACUCUUACGAGUUCUUUUUCUUUAUUUUUUGUUUCCAUAUGGAACCAUCUGUGUGAAUUAGUCAUCAGUUAGGUAUAGUUAAUGUAAAGAGCCCCUGCCAUUGAAAGUUUGCACACCUUCUCUGCUUUAUUGAAGGCAAGGACCAGUGAGCAGUGGUAGCAGGGGAGGGACCCUCCAGAACCACCCAGCCCUCCAGGAGGCCAAUAAGCAUGGAUAUCAUGUCAGGAGCUGAGCUGACAUAUAUUUACUCAGAGGACAUUGGGGUCUGUAGCUAAUCCUAAAGAAUGCUCCACAACAGAAGGAAACCAAUGCAUUGUAGAAAACAAAAGGAGAUGGUGCCCGAAGUCUGCCUGUUUCUCUUCUCUUUUCUUUCCCAUCUCACCACCAUGUCCUCUCUAACAGAAUUAUAUUUCAUCUCAUAUAUUAUAUGUUACUAGAAAAGUCAUUUGGUUCCUUGAUUUCUCUCUUUAUCAGUGGGCUGGAAAUUCCUCCAAAUUAAAUACAAAUACCAGUAGCAGCUCACCUGUGUCCAGCCAGUUUCUCAAAUGCUGUCCACCUGGUCUUACUGUCCACCUAACAUAACUUGGAGGCUUUGGCUGGCUCAACCACCUGUUCACUUUAUUUUGUUUCCAUUUCCAUUUGAACUUGAAGUGAGGCUAUGGAAAGGUGGAAAUCAUGGGCAAGGUUUGGAGGCUGCAAUUCUAGGGCAUAGCUUGUCAGGAGUUUAUAUUAUCUAAAAUAUAUCUUUCUAUACCCCUUUUCAUUUUAAUCUGUUGCCCUGAUUAUAAUUUCUUUACAUUUGUGGUUAUUUUUAUAAGAAUAGAGUCCAUUUGCUAUGUCUAUUUGAGUACUUUUUUUCUAUUGUCCCCACAUGGAUGCAGUACCAACCUGUUAAUGAAAUAUCUUUUUAUUAUAUUAUUAAUAUGUAAUUCUACUGUAGACCAAAAAUAUAAAAACAAAUUUGUUCAUUUUAAAGAUAUAAAGAACUAGGGAGUAAAAGAUUAAAAGUUGAAGGAAAAGACAGAGGAGCAGUGGUUAACUAUGUUGAGUUAGAAAUCUAAGAGUAGCCUUACCUGUUUUUUAACCAGUGCUUGCCAAUCAUACCAUAGUUGGAAUUAUGUAGUCUUGGCUCCUUCAUGCUUAUGUUCUAUAAUUCUUGUUUGUCCAUUUGUUUUCUUUGAUGUAAUUGAGGUUGCACAUCAUGCUAUUCUUGGCAAUGCCUGAUUCUAUUGUAUUGUACUUUUGUUAGUCAUUUCCUUUAGAAAGAUGGGGGGAAACGUUUAUUUCUUCUUUUAAUUUAAAAUUUGUUUAAUGCACUGGAAAUAAAAUUGGACACAUUUCACUGUUUAAAAAAUCAGAAACAAAACAAAGCAAAACCAUGAGGGAAAAAACCAGCAAAUAGGCAACAGGGGAAAAAAGCUAUGAAAAAAAUAUAUUUGUACUGAAUACACAUACAAACUACAUCCCACAUGAAAGAUUAAUAUCAUCAAGUAAGAAAAAUACAUAGUUUAAACUACAACGCUGAAAAUAUAAAAGGAACCUGGUAGUUCAAUGAGGGUAGAGAAAACAGAGCAUUCCUCUGAGAGCAGAGAUCUUGUCAUUAUUGCAAUUAAUGCCCAAACAUGUUAAAUGUGGAAGAAAGUAUGGAGGAAAUAACCCCAGCCUUCCUCAUACCUCUGGAUUUCCACAUUACCUUUUAACUUAUGCUUGAGCUCCCUUUUGAGAAAAAAUAUUUAAAAACAAAUUUGCUAUGUAACAAAUUUGUGUGUGUGUGUGUGUGUGUGUAUAUAUACACACUAUAUAUAUAUAUGUAUAUGAGAAAGUGGUUUGUCAAGAUGUAUGUGUACAGUACACACAUGGACACGCUUCAGUCCUCUGACUUCCCAUGUGCUACUUCAUGUGUUUCUCUUCUCAUGAGGAUUUGCAAUGGAUAGUUGUAAAACCUGGGGACUGUCAGUGACUCAUUGGUAUCAGCAUAUGCUAAAGAAGCUCUUGAAUUCAAUCUUGAAACCUGAUCUCCCUUCUUCAACAUUCCCCAAUACCAAACUGGCCCGUUUACCCAUACAAAUGCACAGUAAAGGGAAGAACAGCGGUAUUUUUCCUCAACUGACUCUAUCAUUUGUUUAAUGUUUGCUGGUUUUUUUUCUGGUUUUGUUUCGUUUUAGAGCAGGGGUGGGAGUGGAUGUAACUUCACAAUCCUAAUACAGUAAAUGUUUUGCAUCUUCCAUGUUUUAUGCAAAAACAGACAUUUAAAUCAAUAAAUAAUUGUGCCCUAGACUGAAAGUUAAUGUUUAGGAGAGGAAAAAAAUUGUUGGAAUUUUUUCUACAUUUUUUUGUGAAGAAUCUUUUUUGGAAAGGAAGGAUACAUAUUUUUGUUGUGUAAUAUUUUCUAUUUUUGAAUGCAUUUUAUUGGUACAAGACUGUUUUUUUGGUGAAGACAUUAUUUAAAAAAAAAAAAGAAAAAAACUAAUCGAAAAGUUUGCCCUUAAGGAUAUGCUGCAGUUUUGAGGUUAAAAAAAAAUAACUGAUUCAAGAUGCGUGUUAAAAGUUGGGAUUAUAUUGUUGUUUUUGUAAUUGUUACAAGAAGAAGUUUGUACCCACUGCUGUUUAUUUUGUUUCAGAUGAGUAAGUAAAGGGAUUGUUCUUGUUUUAUUCUUUUUUUAGAGAAAAAAACUAUUUAUGAAAUGUCAAAAACACUGGACUGUGAGUUUAAGUGUGGAAGCAUUUUACCACCCUGUGUCUUCAACCAAUUAUGGGAAACCCCUUUUCUCUUCCCCCUACCCCCCGCCUUAGCCUUGCCAAAUGAGAAAAAUAUAACAGCUGUCAGAUGAUCAAAGCCACCGAAGCCCUGCUUUAAUUUUUAUGGUUUGAAAAAGUUGGAAAACCAAAGUUAAAUUUGUUUCUGAAAUCCUGCUGUGCGUUGCCCUUUUUUGUAUGACACAGCCAGGCUCUGCCUCUCUAUCUCAAAUCAUUGCCUUCUUAGGGACUGGGGGCCAACCUGAUGCAAAGAGAGGCAUAAAGGUGGUGAGCCUGAGAGUUGAGGUCUCACGAAGUAAAAUGUGAGUGGGACUUCACCUUCUCAGUGGGCAACCACACUUUCCCAUCCUGAAAUGAGGCUGCCAAUAGAGCACACUGCUAACACUGCCAGAGAAGAGCACGCCUCCCGUCUCCUUCACCCUCUGCUUCUGAGACCCUCCUGUUACUGUUAUCAUCGUUCUCUAGCAUGGCUCUGCCUUUCUCAGCAGCCCACAUUCCAUGGAUGGGAGCAGCGGGGCAGGGACCCAAAGGAGGGAAAUGGCUGUGGGUGGUGUGAAGGCCCCCCAGCCCUCAGGAAGGUGGGGCAAGGGACCACUGAGCACAAGGGAUCUUGCCCACCUCCUCUUUGACUCUGUGGAUUGUCCAUCCAUCUGCUCACUGUGAAGAUGGAGAGGCAGUGCCCUAAGGCUGUUCAAUAGCUUUUCCAUAUUUUUUCAACAUUGAAAAAAUAAUUUUUAAAAACUGUGAUUUUUUUAAAAAAAUCAUUUGGCUGGAGGGAAGGGAAAAGGGAAACACCAAAAGCUGUACCAUGAUGAACUGGAGAUAUUUAACUGGGGCACUUUCUAGACCAAGACAAACAAACUCCUUUCUGGACUCUAAAGCAGCCGAAUCUUGAGACUGUCAAUGACAGAAAGCUGAAGAGAGGCCUCUAUUUCUUCCUUUCUCCUUUCUUCUGUCUAAAAACUCUCUCUUGUUCCCAUUUUCCAGCUUCCCUUGGACUACUGCCCCAGUGGCCCCUUGGACUCGCAUUUCAUGUAUGCGAGCACACACACACACACACAAACUUGCAAAAUACCAUUUUUCUUAAGGAUUGUGGGACCGAAUAAUAUCAUGUGCCUUCAUCUUUUCCUUUUAUAGUUAGAUGAACCUCCUCCUCUUUACAAUUUUUAAAAAAAAAUGAUAGGGGAGGUUGAAGUGUUAGUGGAAGAUUUGGGCAUCGUUUGAGAAGUAACUUUUGUUUAGCACAUUCCCCCUAAACAUUGAACACAAACAUUUCAACCCCUUCAUGACACUCUUUGGACAUUUAAAGCAUUGAGUAACCAUGUACAUGACAGCCUAAAUCCAUUUGAUUUCAGAGCAUUUCCUGAACAUUCUAUUUCAUAGACUUCUUUGAUUUUUUCAAAAAUGAGGUGAGCAAUGGCAAGCAGCCUUGUUCUCCCAAUUUGGUGCUUUUGCUUUUGGUGUGGGGUGGGGAAGGGGGGUUGGGGGGGGUGUGGGUGUGUUUAGAAAAAAGGUGCAUUCCUGAAGAUCUCUGGUGCUGAAGGGCCUCGAGUUCCUUUCAAAGACUGUAUUUGACACACUUUAGGUACACACAAACGAAUGGUAUCACAUGCAAUAUUUUAAUGGAGCAAUGGGAGAGGCUCUUUGAAAUGGGGUUUGCAUCUUUUUGUAACAUUUUGAUUUCUCUGGUGCCUUAUUCCUACUUGAUGCUGGCACUCACAUACCCACAAGAAGCUGACUCAGAAGUCAGCCUUAGGCGUGGGGACAUAUGGGUGAUGUUUGAGCAUGCAGGGCCCAUGGGGAGUUUGGUGUCAGCUGGUGGAGAAGGGACUAGAUGGCAUCUCUUAGCCAAGGCCAACAGGAACUGCACAAGUCCAUUAUAGUCAAAGUUAGCAAUUUUGAUACGUAAACACAAUACUUCCUUCUUCUUCAUCUGAGCUUUCCUUCCUUCUUCCUUUUCUAUCUCUACCUUCUCAUAAAGGUGCUGCUGUUGCUGCUAAGGUGCCCAGAGUCCAGAAUGUCCAUUAAUCACUCAGGCACAAGCCUGGCACUGCCACGUCAGCCCCCAGCUUGACCAAACCCAGGUUUCUCUUGCUUGGGGCUGAGAACUGUCAGAUUUUUCUCAUCAAAAAUGUUUUCCAAGGAAUCAGUGGAUUACAGUUUUUCUGCAUUGAAAAUGCACUUUAAAAAAUAAAUUAAAGCUCCAGACUGUUUAAAAUAUACAGAGGGAGCAGGGGAAAGUUAAGCAUGUGCUAGUGUCUGAACCCAGUUCAGUUUAUCUCCAGUUGAAACCAUAUACACUAUAUUAUGUAUAAAUGUAUACACACUUCCUAUAUGUAUCCACAUAUAUAUAGUGUAUAUAUUAUACAUGUAUAGGUGUGUAUAUGUGCAUAUAUACACACAUGCACAUAAAAAAAUCAGAUGCUCAUUACAAAUCCAGAUGCUCAUUACAGAACCAGAUGCUACACAAACAGCAGCAGAGGAAACAAGGUUGGACUCUUGCAACAGAUCACAAAAAAUAAAAACAGCUACUUGCAGUGACUUUGGUCAUUUCUGUAUGUUCAUAAAGAAUGGAUUGUAACAAGGAAAAAAAGGAACAGUGUUAGUGAAAAAGGAAAAAUGGGCGAAACCAUCUUGAUCCGAUGCGAAUGCAGUAAUGUUCUAUAUCAUUUCAUCAGUUAUUUCUUUUAGUCAUGUUGAUUUGAUUUCAGUUUCUGGCUAUGAAAAACAUUUUUAAACUCAAGUGACCCACAACAAACUGAACAAAACUACUACAGUGAAAGCCCUUUUCAGUGAAAGACGUCAGAAACCUCAAAACCCUUGGCCUGACUCAGAACUACCAUGUGAAAAUCAGUACUCUCUUAAUGUUUGAAAUAAAAACUGAAAAAAAAAAAAAAAAAAA